Peromyscus leucopus (white-footed mouse) is the source of this 1999-nucleotide messenger RNA. RefSeq names its product tumor protein D52-like. Gene Ontology annotation, biological process: B cell differentiation. Gene Ontology annotation, cellular component: cytoplasm. The record is from RefSeq and is a predicted model, not a curated record. Lineage: Eukaryota; Metazoa; Chordata; Mammalia; Rodentia; Cricetidae.
AUGUCACCUCUGAACAGACAAGGUACAAAAAGUGUCCAAGAAUCCCACGCACGGGAGCGCGGCGGGCGGAGGAGCGCGGCAGGCGGAGCGCCGGGAGCGAGGUGGUACAGACAUGGACCGCGCGGCGAGCAAGGUCUGCUGAAGACAGAGCCAGUGGCCGAGGAAGGAGAGGAUGCAGUCACCAUGCUCAGUGCCCCAGAGAACCUGUCAGAGGAGGAGCAAGAAGAGCUGAGACGGGAACUUGCUAAGGUGGAAGAAGAAAUCCAGACUCUGUCUCAAGUGUUGGCAGCAAAGGAGAGACUUCUUGCAGACAUCAAGAGGAAACUUGGGAUCAGCUCGCUUCAGGAAUUUAAGCAGAAUAUCGCCAAAGGGUGGCAAGACGUGACCGAGACCUCUGCAUACAGGAAGACGUCUGAAACAACUCAGGCUGGACAGAAGGCUUCUGCUGCAUUUUCAUCGGUUGGCUCAGUCAUCACCAAAAAGCUGGAAGAUGUAAAAAACUCCUCAACUUUCAAGUCUUUUGAAGAAAAGGUUGAAAACUUAAAGUCUAAGGUAGGCGGAACCAAGCCUGCUGGUGGUGAUUUUGGAGAAGUCCUGAAUUCCACAACGAGCGCUACCAGUGCCAUGUCCACGGAGACACCUCUAGAGCCCACGGAGGAGAGUCCCUGAGUUGCUGACCUGUGUUUUGCUGCCCACUGCCAGGUGCUGCAAGUGAGAUCCAAGCACAUCUUGUUCAUGGCUGCAGAUUUCGACCAGAUGUGCUUUUAUUUAGCUUUACUUAUUUCUUUGACCAAAUAGUUUGUGAAUUAAACAAAGUGAAAGCACUUUCACCUCCACCCCAGGGAAACCCCCUUUAGUGUUCAUGAAUGCCCCUUUGGAUAGGAAACAGCAUCGCAGAGCCUCGGGUAGUCCCGAGGGAGGCACCCACUGAAUGACAGGAAGCUGCAGGUGACCACUGCGGUUUUACUUAAAAAAUCACUCGACAUUUGGGAUUCUAGUUUGAUCCUUUCCUAUACGAGUCAUUUUUUUUUUCCUUUUUGAGUCUCUGUAUACUUGAUUUGUAGCUAAAAUUGUUCUUUUGUAAAUUCUGGUUAUUACACGUUUUGGGAUCAUUUUGUUACUUUUAAGGGAGAAAGCACCAGCUACAUUUUUUUUUUCCCUUGGAUAAACAGUUUUUGUAUGAGGACCAUAUCUUGGGUUUCUGAACACAUCAAACUAAAGUAGACAGGUGUAUAUGUACUUCAGCAGUUCUGUAAGUUAAGUUUAUGCAGAAACUCAAACUACCAGUGCCAUGAGUAUGGAUGGGGUCCCCUCCUAUAUCCUUGGUAAUUAUCAGCUACCAUUUCAACAUAUUGGUUAUUUAUUAUGGCACUCUUACACGUUUUUUAUAAGAUUCAAAUUUAAUUUCAGGUAAAUUGACCUAAUAACAUUGUGUAAGUUGAAAUGUGACCACACUCGUCACUGAUAAUUCCAAAAGUCUGAAAAGUCUUUGGGUCUAGAUAGCUGUAAAAAAUGCUAAAAUCGAUCAUCUUAGGGGAAAUUACUGCCUCCAUCAAAUCCAUUUAGCACCCAUUACGAAGCACAGAAAGUUCUAUGAGAAAUACAACUUGAAUAUUUUUUAUACUAAGGUAUUGUUGAUAACUCCGAAGGAUGUAAGGCAUUAAUACAAAUGAGCUCAUCAUGCUGUACAUGUUUUCAGUGUGUUAGCAAUGUAAACUGUACUGUAGGCAUCGCCCCUGCUUGAGAACCCGUGGGGCUUGCGAGUCAAAGUUUCCAGAUGUCUCUGCUUCGCUCCUUUUUAUUAACUGUGGUAACUACUGACUCACCACCAUUUCCUUCUGCUGUGUUUAUGGCCUAGGAGGUUGUAUCUGUUAUUUAUCUAUUGUGGUUGUUUUAUCAUUGUCCAUGCCAAAUGUUAAUUGCCAAGCUUGGAGUGACCUAAAGCAUUUUUCAAAAGCAUGACUAGAUUUAAUUAAGGAUGAAGUUUCUGCAAACCAAA